GGUGCGGUGCAGAGAGCAGCCCAGUCGGAGGCCCGUGCAUCGCCUCGGCAGCCCUGUGGGAGCAGGAAGGAGGCCAGACUGCGCGAGGGCCCGGCCUUGCUGAGUUCUGCAGGCGUGCUGUUGCUUGGAGAGGGGCGCGGGGCGAAGGAGCCAGCGGAGCGGCAGAAGCGGGGCGAGGGGAAGCCAGGUGGCCUCAGACAGCCGCCUGAGGAAAAGCAGGAGGAGAAAGAGCCAGCCCAGGCGGGGGCUGUCACCGAAGUGAGAGCAUUGGCCGUGGCUGGGCCAGGUGACCUUCCCUGUGCCCUGCCGCCUGUGGAACACCUGCGAGCCCUCCAGCUGGAUCGGCAGCCGGUGGCUCUGCAUGCCAGCAAGGCCUUUGCCCGCCUGAGGAAGAGACAGAGGCCGAGGAGCAAGGUUCACCUGGAGCGCAGGAGUCUCCUCAUCAAGGGCAUCCCUGGCUUCUGGGCCACAGCGGUAUCCCUUUGGGUGGGUGUGCGGAGCGCAGGGAGAAGGGCCGCGUGUUGUGGGGCCGCGGGGUGGCCUGGGGGUGGUCAUGGGGCUGUGGGAGCAAGGAGGCCGUGGGAGAGAGGGAGGGUGCGUAAGCUCUCAGAAUAUUUAGUGGCAGAAGAAAUGGUGAGUGGAUGCCACACACUUGGAAAGCUGUUGGAGCGGGAG
Molecule: messenger RNA, 675 nt
Organism: Fukomys damarensis (Damara mole-rat)
Lineage: Eukaryota; Metazoa; Chordata; Mammalia; Rodentia; Bathyergidae
Product: testis-specific Y-encoded protein 1-like
Exons: 1
Source: RefSeq, a predicted model, not a curated record